Molecule: messenger RNA, 669 nt
Organism: Dichotomopilus funicola
Lineage: Eukaryota; Fungi; Ascomycota; Sordariomycetes; Sordariales; Chaetomiaceae
Exons: 2
Coding region: 1-669 (222 amino acids)
Source: RefSeq, a predicted model, not a curated record
AUGAAGCCGGUCACUUUUCUCGUCUCCGCCCUUGCCACCCUGGCUGUUGCUGCCCCUGCGGCUCCCGUCACGGACCUUGAGGCUCGCUCGUUCAACUUUGACAUCAAUGCCCUGAAUGGUCUCCAGAACUUCCAGCAGGUCAACCUGAACUACCUGCUCAACAUCAACUCCCUGCAGUUGGGGCUCCUUGGCAACCUGGCCAGCAUCAACAACUUCAACGUUCUCCAGUUCCAGGGCCUGUUCCAGCAGCAGUCGUUCGAUAUCGCAGCCCUGCUCCAGCUCCAGUCGCUGCAGACCUUCCUCCAGAUCCACCAGCUCGGUGUUCUCAGCGGCUUCGAUCUUGCCUCGCUCCAGCUCCAGCAGCUCAACCUUGGUCUCCUUAACAACGUCGGUGUGCUCGACCUCCAGCAAUUUAUCUCUCCCAACGUUGUCGGCCAGGUCCAGACGGUAGCAUCUCAACCCGGCACUUUCUUUGGUCCCAACAUCCCUACCCCGGGCGCCAGUGUCAACGUGCCUGCGCCCGCUCCCGCGCCCGUCCCUCAGCCGUCCCCUGAGCCAGCUCCUGCGCCUGCUCCUGCGCCUAGCGUAGAUGAGGGUAGCAGCGACACUCCGAACGUGGUCACUGCGGAUGAGCAGGAGGCUCAAGAGGGACGUGGUUCUGCAAACUAG